ACGAAUUCCCAAUUGUUUGUGGUGUCACUCUCUUCUCUAGAGUCUAGACUCUACGACUACGACUACGACACCUUUCUUCAUUCAGCCGCCAAGCGAAGGCGGUCCGCGGUCCUCUACUCUGUACGGAUGACUCGCCAAACACCACGUGCCACCCUUCACUCCACGUCAUCGAUUCUCUCUCUCUCUCUCACAUUAACAACCACCACCGCCAUAUAUCCCAACCCCAUUUUAUACCUGUAACUCCACACACACACACUCUCUCUCUUAAAAAUGGCAAACCAAUACUUGAAGCGUAUCUUCCAUAACAAUCAUUAUACCAAAAAAUUGCUGAAGGGACAGGGAACUUGUCAGAGUUAUGUGUAUGGUAUUCUUAAUCGGUUUCAGUGGCAACGGUCAAAAGCAGAUAAAGCAGAAGCAGAUUUACUAAAAGAAGCUACGGAUGCAUCUCAAGUUUCUUUGAGGUCUAAAGUUGAGAAGAUGGAAGAUGAUUCUAGGCUCAGCAAAUACAGUUCUGAUGAGGAAGAUUUCACUGAUGGAAAGUGGAAGUUAGAACUUGCUUGGCUCACAAAAGCCCUUGAACCAGCCCUGCAAUUGUGUAGGUGGGCUCUGCCAACAGGAGAUGGAAUCGGAAACAAAUCCUUACCCAGUAGUCGAUCUGUUUCAGAAAUCAUUGCAAGCAUUCAACGGAGUAAGAUUGGGAUUGAGGAUUGGAGCUUGAGUGACCUUACCAUUGGCUUGUAUCUUAUUUAUCUCCGUCAAGUAGCUACAAAACCAUUUGAAGAUGUUAAGGGUGUUCAGAUAUCAUCAGAUUCAAUAGUGCAUGAUCUCAUCUACCACCUAGAGUUAGCGAAAGGUUCUUAUAAGGAUAGUCCUGCUAUGCUUGCAAGGAACAGCAUGCUUCGAGAAAGCAAUGUUUUGAAGUUUGUAAAAAGUUCCAGUGUGAUGAGGCCUGGAUAUUAUAUUGGGAUUGAUAAUCGUAGGAAACUAGUGAUUCUUGGAAUUCGUGGAACUCAGACUGUCUAUGACCUUAUCACUGAUAUUGUUUCCUCAAGUGAUGGAGAAAUGACAUUUGAAGGUUAUUCCACUCACUUUGGCACUGCUGAAGCUGCUCGUUGGUUUCUCUUUCAUGAGAUGGGAACCAUUAGGAACUGCUUGGAGAAAUAUGAGGGAUAUAGGUUAAGGCUUGUGGGUCAUUCUCUCGGAGGUGCCACAGCUUCUUUAUUAGCAAUAAUGCUUCGCAGAAAGUCAUACAUGGAACUCGGAUUUAGCCCUGAUAUUGUUUCUGCUGUUGGAUAUGCAACUCCACCUUGUGUUUCCAGAGAACUUGCAGAAAACUGUUCUGAUUUUGUUACAACUGUUGUCAUGCAGGAUGAUAUUGUACCUAGGUUAAGUGCAGCUUCUCUAACAAGGCUGAGGAACGAAAUCCUUCAAACUGAUUGGAUGAGUGUGAUUGAGAAGGAAGACUGGAAAAAUGUAAUAGGUCUGGUUACAAAUGCAAAGCAAGUUGUGUCUUCAGUGCAAGAUGUAGCUCGAAAGCUUGCUGAUUAUGCAAUAUUCAGUAACAAUGACACUUCCUCUGAAAGUUCAUUUACAAAGGAGUCAACUACUGCCACUGUAUUACCUAUUACCUCCAACACAGCAAAAGAGAAUGCUGUUGUCAUUGAAAAGGAAGGAGCUGUCUCUGCAGUGCCUGAGGAGUUAUUUGUACCAGGAACUCUUUUCUAUCUAAAGAGGAAUACGGACACUGAGGCUGGCAGAGGCGGGGAGUAUUUCACACUUUUGAAGAGGCAUCCAGGGGAACAUUUCCAGAGGAUAGUGCUCUCAAACAACUUAAUUUCAAACCACAAGUGUGAUAGCCAUUUAUAUGCUUUAAGAGAUGUACUCAAAGGCUUCCCAGGACCCAAGGACGAAGCUAUUUUCAGAUGAAUGAAAGCUUAAUGUUUUAUGAUGAGUAGUGUUAUACAAACAUAUCAUACUACGUUCUCCAAAUACACGGGGUUGGAUCCAAGAUGCAGACUCGUGAAAUCUUUGCCUCUAUGUUUGUAUGAAAAUUUUGUCCAAAGAGCUUGUUUGUUGUGUUAUUUUUUAUUUUUUACUCCGGUAGUCUUCUGUAAUGUAUUAAUAAAUGUUAUUAUGGUUUUCUGUAAUUUGACAGAUUUUUAGGGGGAAAUAAUGUCAAUCUUUAGCGAUUAAGCUUCAUCA
Molecule: messenger RNA, 2202 nt
Organism: Quercus lobata
Lineage: Eukaryota; Viridiplantae; Streptophyta; Magnoliopsida; Fagales; Fagaceae
Product: alpha/beta-Hydrolases superfamily protein
Exons: 8
Coding region: 271-1926 (551 amino acids)
Biological process (GO): lipid metabolic process
Source: RefSeq, a predicted model, not a curated record